This is a messenger RNA of Scleropages formosus (Asian bonytongue), 1828 nucleotides long. RefSeq names its product ADP-ribosylation factor-like protein 6-interacting protein 1. Lineage: Eukaryota; Metazoa; Chordata; Actinopteri; Osteoglossiformes; Osteoglossidae. Gene Ontology annotation, cellular component: Sec61 translocon complex; membrane. Gene Ontology annotation, biological process: cotranslational protein targeting to membrane. The coding region runs from base 149 to 757 and encodes 202 amino acids. The record is from RefSeq and is a predicted model, not a curated record. The transcript is spliced from 6 exons.
ACGCAGCACACUCGCGUUGAACGCCUAGCGGAUAAUAGAGAUUAAUCUGUCAGUGAGGGACGCGGAGAGAGCGGAGCGGGAGCCCGGGUGGGACGCGUUGCGCCUCUCACUUGGUAUCAUAACGUCGGUGCCAGGCUGAUCGGUGAACAUGGCAGAAGGCGACAACAAAAGCGCGAACUUGCUGGCUCAGGAGAUUUCCCAGCUGGAGGAGCAGCUGCAGGGGUGGGGGGAGGUGAUCCUGGCUGCGGACCAGGUGCUGCGCUGGGAGAAACCCUGGUUUCCCGGUGCCUUGAUAGGAGCCGUCACCGUACUGUUCACGAUGGUGUAUUACCUGGACCCUUCGGUGCUUACUGGAGUCUCCUGCAGUGUGAUGGCCCUGUGUCUCGCUGAUUACCUAGUGCCAAUCCUUGCUCCGAAGAUCUUUGGAUCCAGCAAGUGGACCACGGAGCAGCAGCAGCGCUUCCACGAGAUCUGCGGGAACCUCGUGAAGCUCCAGCGUCGCAUGGUCGGCUGGUGGAAACGCAUCUUCGCCCUGAAGGAAGAAAAACCGAAAGUGUACUUCUUGUCUGUGAUCAGCUGUCUGGUGGUGAUGGCCUGGGUUGGUCAGCAGAUCCAUAACCUCUUCCUGACCUACUUGAUUGUGAGCCUGCUUCUCCUCCUUCCUGGCCUGAACCAGCAUGGCAUGAUUACCAAGUAUGCUGGCAUGGCCAAGAGGGAGAUCAACAAGCUACUCAAGCAGAAGGAGAAGAAGAAUUAAUGAAGCGACCUCUCUGAGGGUGCACAAGGGAGCAGGAAGAACCAGACCGCUUCCUGUUCAGUGUGCACCAGAACCUGACCAUUUCAGAUUGCCUGGACUUGUGUGGUUUCAUUCCCUGCCUUGGAGCGCUCUUAGAAUAUUCUCAUAGAAUGAAGCCAACGUUAUCCUUGAUGUUCCAGUUGUAUGCUAUAUUACUAAAGCCCUACACACCUACUCUUCAUAAUUCUUACCUUCUGCUGCUUAUUAAUAUUUGAUCACUGUAGCAGACAGCCAUGGUGUUUUUGGUUGUAGCUUAUAAAAUGGUAGAUAUUCACAUGUGGAUCCAACAUACAAAGGGAUACACAUCACUGGUAAUUUAUUGCUGACUGGCAUCAAAGAAAGGUCUCUGUUUGUUUACGUUUUUACUCAUACCGUGAUGUUAUUGAGGGUGAUGGAAAGGCGUGAUGCUUUGAAAUGACCGAUUUUGCUGACAUAGUGCACUGAAUUCAUUUCAUAAUGGAACACAGUUAAGUUUAUGGACAUUUAGUGGAAGGAAAACUGAGAGAGAUGAAGUAACCCUCUUUGCUGGGGAUACGGAAGACUUCUGCUAGGAUAAAGUGUUAAUACAUAAGGGUCCCAUUUUGGAAAAGGCUUUUAUAGGCAAGAUGGGGUGUGCUUCUGUAGUGUUGAUGGUAUGAAUCAAUGCUGAAAGCACAGUACAGUGGUAAAUACACUGCUGGAGGUCUAAAACUACUAUGCACUGGUGAUGAUCCUGUAUAGAAAGACUGGAUUUACGAAGAAGCUACAUGCUAGACAGUAGUUUGAUAAGUGUGGAAACUGGACACAUUGAAAAGAAAAAAAAAAAACACUGGAUCCUGCCCCUCCCAAUUAACACACUGGCCUGUGGAAGCAGUACUUCCUGCUCAUCUAACUACUGUCCAAUCUCUUUGGUGGAAUAAUAUAUAGCUGUCUUCCUGCCUUUCUGUUGAGGUUUGUGUUUAAGGGUUUCCUUUGACAAAACCCAACUUGACUUUUCACAUUUACUUUGGCUCCUUUUCAUUUAUGAUUUGUGUAAUAAAGAUUUAAAGAGCA